AUGAAGUUCUCAACCUUCAAUAGUUUAGCUUUACUUACUACCUUAGCAAAAGGUGACUUCAAUGUGGGACAAGGUUGUACUCCCACAAAGAUUGAUCCUGGUUUGAGAGUUGACUUCUAUGAUGACGUAGAAUAUAGCGCUGUUCCACUAGAUAGUCAAGACCCUGGUAAAGAAUUCGUAGACUAUCUUAACAAUAUAGCUUCAAUGACUCCCAAUGAUAGAGUCAACGGUGUUGAGGACAUAAACUUCAAUGUUCAAGAUAUCUCAAGUGACGAUCCUGAUUUACGUUUGUUAUAUGGGAGAACUACAAAUUAUCAUCAUUUUGGUUUGAGAUAUUCUGGUUACUUGUACGCUCCUCAGACUGGUAACUAUACAUUCAGUAUCGAGAAUGUUGAUGAUGCUGCUGCAGUAACCAUAGGGUCUGGUGCUGCUUUUGCUUGUUGUGAGGAACCUUCAACAAACAUCCAAAACUACCAACUACUCAAUUACGGAACAAUCAAUGGGAAUGACUAUGGUGGGCUGCAAAUUCGUCAGAAUUCAACAAUUUUGCAAGGUGGCCAAUAUUAUCCAAUUGAGAUUGUUUAUUAUAAUCAAGCACCAAAAGGUGCGGUUAUGGAAUUACAAGUGACCUACCCAGACGGUUCUGUCACUAAUACUCCAGAAUAUUAUUAUCCAUCUCCAAACGAACAACCUCAAUGUAUUUCAGCAACAGUUACAAGUACCACAUUCUGGACUAAUCCUUACACAUCAACGUACACUGUUACACCUUCCAGUGGCAUUACCGAAUCCAUUAUUGUAGAAGUGCCUCAUCCAUCGACCACGACUAUUCCAUGGACAGGAUCUUUCACUACUAGUUACACCACAACUCCAUCUGGUCAACCUCCAUUGGUCGUCAUCGAGACUCCACCUCCAUCAACUACCACUGUACCUGGUACUAACUCAUUUACUACCACUUA
This is a messenger RNA of Yamadazyma jaroonii, 956 nucleotides long. The record is from the annotation of a GenBank genome assembly. NCBI's taxonomy places the organism in Eukaryota, Fungi, Ascomycota, Pichiomycetes, Serinales, Debaryomycetaceae.